This is a messenger RNA of Asparagus officinalis (garden asparagus), 2272 nucleotides long. RefSeq names its product pentatricopeptide repeat-containing protein At1g73400, mitochondrial-like. The coding region runs from base 1 to 1116 and encodes 371 amino acids. The transcript has a single exon. Gene Ontology annotation, molecular function: protein binding. The record is from RefSeq and is a predicted model, not a curated record. Lineage: Eukaryota; Viridiplantae; Streptophyta; Magnoliopsida; Asparagales; Asparagaceae.
AUGUGGACGCCAUCGCUCCAUGAAGCACCACGCCUCCUCACCUCACUCUCCCCCUUCGCCUCCGCCUUCGCCUCCUACGCGCCCCUCCGCCUGGCCGCAUGCAAGGAAGGCGCCAUGACGCUUCGACCGUCAAUGGACCGCUACGGCGUCGCCCCCGACACCCUCGCCCAUAAACUCCCUCCUCUCCGCCCAUCUGCCCGCGUCGACGAGACCGACCGCCGACGGCCGCCGAGUCUCAACCGCUUCAAGACCCGUGUCGGCACCCGGAGCGGACUCCUUCCCAUCUUGCCUGCGAGGUGGUGCGGGAGAAGGCAGAAACGACGUGCCAAAGCGCGCGCCAAGACCACCUUCGGCGAGAUGGUGAUCCGAAUUGGGUGGGACAAGAACAACAUGUCGGCCUACGAUGCGUUCCUCGCGACACUGGUGCGAGGAGGGCAGCCCGACGAGGCGCUGAACUUUUUGAAGGUGAUGAAGGGCAAGAAUUGCUUGCCGGGUAUCAAGUUUUUCGCAAACGCGCUCGAUAUUCUUGUCAAGAGUGGCGAUGCUAAGCACGCUGUUGAGCUGUGGGAUCUUAUGGUUGUUGAGAGCGGGCUUGUGCCUAACCUUGUUAUGUACAAUGCGAUUAUUGCCUUGGUGUGCAACGAGCGGGAUUUCGAGGCAGCGUAUCGGUUACUUGAUGCGAUGCCAUUCCACGGUGCGUUCCCCGAUUCGCUAACUUACAAUACGAUUUUUGAAUGUCUUGUUAGGAAUAGGAAGGCGAAGGAGGCCGAGAAGUUCUUUGGUGAGAUGAGGAAGAAUGAGAUGUCGCUUUCGAGGUCGAAUCGCGUUGCGGCGAUUAAGAUGUUCUUUGAGGAGUUUGAUCCAGCGGCGGCGAUGGAGGUGUGGAAUUGUGCGGCGGAGGAGAGGGGGGAGUGGGAUGAGGAGUGUGCGAAUGAGUUGCUUGUUGGGUUGGCGAGUUUGGAGAGGUUGAGCGAGGUGAGGAGGUUUGCCGAUGAGAUGAUUGAUAUGGGAGUGCAUUUGAGGUCAGCCACCAUGGAUAAACUGGAGAGUGCUCUCUCCAAGGGAAGGAGGAGAGAAUGUUUUGAUCAUAUUGAGAGGAGAGUGAAGCGCGGUUGAAACAGUAAUGGUGGACAAUGCACAGUGGUGGAAAGCCCAUGGGUACGCACCAAUCUAUACGUUUUAUGUGUUUUGUGUUGCCAUUGUCUUUUUAGGGAUGCUUACGGAUGAAGAGAUGUCCAAGGAACAUGAAAGAAACUUCAUGUUGCAGGUGUAGCUCUUAGUUAUGAUCACUAUCCUUAUUCAAGUUUAUCUUUCUUGUAAACUCCGUACCCCUAAGUGCUUAUACUUGGAUAACAGGAUGAGUCCUGUUCUUUUUAUCUUCUUUCUGAUAAGAUUAGUGCGAGGAGCUUUCUCAUAUAUCUGGCCGAUUUCUGGGCAUCAGUUAAUGGAUUUCUUCUCUGGCUUUAUGGAGAAAGCUACUUUUUUGACGAAUUUUCUUUAAUCCUUCUGCUCUUUGCAGGUUCCUUUUCUUGAUGAUGUGUUCUUCCAAGAAUUUCCUUCAUAUUUAAGUUUUAUUUUAUUUAUCUGUUAGAUGGAGGUUACUUUCACUACAUUUGAAGCUUUAGAUUGUGCUAGAAUUAUGAUUCCUGUUGUGGCUGCAGUUUUCACUGUCAGCAUGUUUUCUCAAAAUUGUUCUAAUUUCUUUUAUCCUUAUCCCUGUCAUGUUGCACUUUAUGUUUGCAGUUCAGAUAUUCUUACCCUUCUCCUUUGACAUUAAGUUGUGCCAACUUUUGAAAUGACCCGUGUUGUCGUAUUGUUAAUAAACUCUUGAUGCCAUUUCUAGAUAAUAGUGAUCUCCCUUGUGUGCAACUGAAGUGUUGAUCCCUAAAAAUUGGUCCUCGAACAUCUGGAUUCUCUUGCUUUGUUAUGGAUCUCUCUAACGCCUCGUUUGGUACGCGGGAAUUGAGUCAAGUGAGAAUGGAAUGAAGGUAGAAUGAAAUAGAGUUGAUGUGGGAAUGGAAUGCUCAUUCCCAUUCUCAUGUUUGGGUGUGAUUAGAGAAUUAAGUAGGAACAUCUUUAAGAAUAGUAUAUCCGAAAUUUAUUUUGUUAUUUUCUUUCUCACUUAAGUGGGAAUGUCAAUUCCUUGUUAACUUAUUGGGAAUAGCAAUUCCCACAUUAAGUAGCAAUUCCCACAUUAAGUGGGAAUUGAUGAGAAGUGAGAAUGACAUUUCAAGCAUCCAAUAACACAUUAUGUUUGGUAAAUAUGAAUGAG